UAAACAGAGAGAGUAAGGAAGACAAAAAGGGCUGAAAAGAAAAGAAAAAAAGGAAGAGGGGGGGCAGUUUAAUUAAGAUGGUGGGAGCAAAAAAAAUACAAGUUUAAUUUGAUCAAAAAGAAGAAACCAACUGACUUUGAAGCCCCCUUUUUUUGCUCUCUUAGGGGAUGUUUAUGUUUGAUCCAACUAAUUAUUAUAUCCAAACUACACUCCUUUUUCCAAUCCAAUCUGCUUCUUCUUCUUCUUCUUCUUCUUCUUCUUCUUCUUCUUCUUCUUCUUCUUCUUAUUCACUUCCAGGGUUAGGUGUGAAGAAGAGAAAGGAUGAACUCAUCAUCCACUAAAUUUUACAAUCCAGGAAGGAUGGGACUCUAUGAACCUAUCCACCAUAUUGGAAUGUGGGGUGAAACUUUUAGAGCCAAUGCCAAUUUAGAUCCACCCUCCUCUUUUAUCAUCGAAGCUGAUCCCAAAUUAGAAAAUCAGUCAGAUGAUGCUUCACUUGGCUCACUUGGAGAUCCUCACGUAUAUGACCAAGAUGAUACCAAACGAAUUGAUAAGAUUCAAAGAAGGCUGGCACAAAAUCGGGAAGCAGCUCGCAAAAGUCGCCUACGGAAAAAGGCUUAUAUUAAGCAAUUGGAAACAAGCCGCAUAAAGCUCAUUCAAUUGGAGCAAGAACUUGAAAAGGCAAGACAACAAGGUCUCUUGGCUGGAUCCCGAUUUGAUAAUAACCAAUUGGGUUUAUCAGGAACCACAAAUUCAGGCAUCUUCGCAUUUGAAUCAGAGUAUGAGCAAUGGGUGGAAGAGCAGAACAGGCAGAUUUGUGAUCUGAGGACUGCUGUGCAUGCUGAUAUUACUGAUAUCGAGCUUCGAAUACUCGUGGAAAAUGCAAUGAGACAUUACUUUAAAUUUUUUCGCAUGAAAGCUAAGGCUGCAAAAGCCGACGUCUCUUACAUAAUGUCAGGCAUGUGGAAGACAUCCGCCGAAAGACUUUUCUUAUGGAUAGGAGGAUUUCGCCCUUCAGAACUUCUCAAGGUUUUGAUACCUCAGCUGGAGACAUUAACCGAACAACAAAUUUCAGAAACGGGUAGCCUUAGAAAAUCGUGUCUACAGGCAGAAGAUGCUCUUAGACAAGGUAUGGAAAAACUACAACAAAAUCUAUUUGAGAGCGUAGUGGCUGGUCAGCUAGGUGAAGGAAGUUAUCCCCUACAGAUGACUGCUGCAAUGGAGAGAUUAGAAGCGCUCGUUAGCUUUGUGAAUCAGGCUGACCAUCUACGACAGGAAACAUUGCAACAGAUGUACAAAAUUCUAACGACUCGACAAUCUGCUCAAGGCCUUCUUACACUGGGGGAGUUUUUCCAACGACUCCGAGCAUUGAGCUCACUUUGGGGUAAUCGUCCUUGUGAGCCUGCAUAGUUCAUUAUCCAACAUUUGGCAAGCUCAAGGUUGCUUCAUGAUUAUCCUAAAAGGAUAUGCAGGCGUCGUGGAAAUGUAUUGGUAUAAGAUUUAUAAUCAAGGAUGCAAAGCCAUACCAUUUUGCAAGUCCUACCACGCCCAUUUGUAAAUAUUGAGAAUCUUAUCGAGAGAAAAAAUUGUAAGUAUAAUUGAUUUUUGUAAUCUAUUGUAUUGCCAAGUUGUCUUAAAUAUAAUCUAUUUAGUGUUAAUAUAAUCAAUCUUCAGGUUGAACAUUUUUGUGAUA
Messenger RNA from Cucumis sativus (cucumber), 1693 nucleotides. Its product is annotated as transcription factor TGA1. Bases 322 to 1410 code for a protein of 362 amino acids. Gene Ontology annotation, biological process: DNA-templated transcription; regulation of DNA-templated transcription. The record is from RefSeq and is a predicted model, not a curated record. Lineage: Eukaryota; Viridiplantae; Streptophyta; Magnoliopsida; Cucurbitales; Cucurbitaceae. Gene Ontology annotation, molecular function: DNA-binding transcription factor activity; sequence-specific DNA binding. The transcript is spliced from 9 exons.